GAUCCAAACGAGAUCAUAGAAUUUAGCAAAAAGGUGCAGACAGCCGUCACAAUAAACCUAAGUGGGUGCCGGCCCUGACACUCAUUUCUCAGCCUUGUCUUCUCCCUUCUUUCCUAUUUACAUCGUCGCUGCAUCUCUCUCUCUCUCUCUCUCUCUCCAAAACACAGGAACUAUGGCUCCAAAGAAUGUAAUGGGGUUGGCAACCAUUGGGCUUGUCGAAGAAAACACGAAAGAGAAGGUGAUUUAUGGUAAGCCUGUUUUCCCGCAAUUUGUGAGCUUUCCCCCAACACCAGUAUCUGUGACUGUGGUGAGUAGACACUCGACAAUAAUGCCUGUCAACAGGAUUCAAGAUGAACUUGAGAAGUGGAACGGCUGGAUAGCAAAUUGUGAGCUUGUUAAAAGGGUUGCCCUUGGCAUAGCAUGGGUUCCAGGUUAUAUUUGGAAAAAUCUUGGGUUUGCCACUGCUCGUAGUGAAAUGAGGCAAACUGGCGAGGACACCAAUAUAAGUAUACCAAGCAGCAACUUUGAAGUUCCUGAUCCUAAUGUUGGUUGGGAGCGGAACUGAGAGGCAAGACAGUGCUUCAGCUCACAUUGGUUACCAAGGGAAGUGCAAGGUGAGGAGAAGAUGAUACAAUAACCAAAGGACUCUAGUGGUAUCGCCUUCACCCCCUUAAGGGGUGGUGUUUGUUGUUGUUCAUUUUGUAUAAUAUAAAUAAAAAAUAUGAGAAAACGAAAAGAAAACGAAGGCAAGGUAUAGUGGUAUACUGUGUCUGUGGUUAGAGAAUAUAUUGCUCGGUGAACUGGUUUUACCAUAUUGUGUAUUUUUUUUUUUUGUGACAAAACCAUAUUGUGUAUUUAAUUAGUCAUUGUGGAGCUUUUAGUUAUAUUUUGCAUUGGACC
This is a messenger RNA of Daucus carota subsp. sativus, 900 nucleotides long. RefSeq lists its product as uncharacterized. The coding region runs from base 173 to 565 and encodes 130 amino acids. NCBI's taxonomy places the organism in Eukaryota, Viridiplantae, Streptophyta, Magnoliopsida, Apiales, Apiaceae. The record is from RefSeq and is a predicted model, not a curated record. The transcript has 6 exons.